AAUAGGCCCUUGAAUCGCUGAGUGUGUAUCUCUCGAGUGUUUGUUAGGUAGUUGGGGGGCGGGGGGUGAGGAUAGGAGGGAUGCUGAGAAUCUGUCUCUCUUAACCAGGCAGAGUCAUUAUUUCCAGGAUCUAGUCUGGUUUCCUUUAUCUCACCCUAACUACCCAAAUCUUCCUUAAAAUGGGGUUACAGGGCGCCCCCGCCCUCCUCCUCCAAAACGCUUGUUACCUACCCUUGCCUGCAGUCUCUCUGAGACCGAGGCUCCGAACGAACAGGGAAUAGAGUGACUGGAUUCGGGCUGGCGGUUGCGAUGCGAGGAUUCGGAGGCAAACGGCUGGGUGGGUAGGGGGAAGGACCCUCUCCGGGAGCGGCUUGGCGCCCCCGCAAUGUCCUCGGCGCCCACCAGAAGGCGCCCGGGCGCCCGCAUUCCUUGCGCGUAGCCGGAGCCUCCGCCGCAAAGAGCCCGGGAGUCGAGCCGCGCGGCGCCGCGAUCUAAGAGCCGGGUGGCGGCCUGAGCCCUCCCCGCCCGGCAAGUGGGACAGGGUGCCGGGAGCCCGGGCUUUGUUCCAGGGCUGGGGUUCCCGUUUCUCAACUCAGCUCACCACCCCCGCUGGAAACGCCAAGAACUACCCCACGCCGCGGUCUACAAAGCCCAGAGAGCCCGAAGGCGGGAGGGGUCGGGCGCGCUCGGGAGGCAGGCGGACCCCCACACUCUCCGGCUCACUCCCGGCUGCCCCAUCAGGCCGCCUCCAGCCCCAUGAGGACACCCAGGCCGGGGCUGAGAGCCUGGCGCAGCCCGGACCGAAAUCUUGCGGCGGCCUUAGAGCGUUAGACAGGUCAGUGCCCGGGCGGGAUGAGGGGCCGCGCUGGAGGCGGGAGGAGGCGUGCUCGCCGGUCCACCCUGUCCACCGCACAGUCUCCCGAGGCCACUCACGGGUCACCUCCGCCAGGAGUACCCAAUAACGUGGGCGUGAUUCUGCAUUUUUCGUGACAGGCAAGGUGUGGAGCUGCUCUCUGCAGCUCCCCCCGCCCCCAACCCUCGAGACCAGGAUGCGGCUGGGCCGCCGGGCCCUCUGUAUGCUGGUCCUGCUGCUCGCCUGCGCCUCGCUGGGGCUCCUGUACGCGAGCACCCGGGACGCGCCGGGCCUCCGGGCACCUCUUGCACUGUGGACGCCCCUGCAGGGCCCCCCCAGGCCAGAGCUCCCAGACCUUGCCCCCGAGCCCCGCUACGCCCACAUCCCGGUCAGGAUCAAGGAGCAAGUGGUGGGGCUGCUGUCUGGGAACAACUGUAGUUGUGAGUCCAGUGUGGGGAGCCUUCACCUCCCCUUCCAGAGGCAGGUCCGAGCCAUUGACCUCACCAAGGCCUUUGGCCCUGAGGAGCUGAGGGCUGCCUCUGCCUUGAGGGAGCAGGAGUUCCAGGCGUUCCUUUCAAGGAGCCAGUCCGCUGCUGACCAACUGCUCAUAGCCCCUGCCAACUCCCCCCUACAAUACCCCCUGCAGGGUGUGGAGGUCCAGCCCCUCAGGAGCAUCUUGGUGCCAGGGCUGAGCCUGCAGGCCGCUUCUGGUCAGGAGGUAUACCAGGUGAACCUGACUGCCUCCUUGGGCACCUGGGAUGUGGCAGGGGAAGUGACAGGAGUGACUCUCACUGGAGAGGGGCGGCCAGAUCUCACCCUCGCCAGCCCAGGGCUGGACCAACUCAAUCGGCAGCUGCAACUGGUCACUUAUAGCAGCCGAAGCUACCAGGCAAACACAGCAGACACAGUCCGGUUCUCCACCGAGGGACAUGAGGCUGCCUUCACCAUCCACAUAAGACACCCCCCCAACCCUCGGCUGUACCCACCUGGGUCUCUACCCCAGGGAGGUGACGCUGGCCAGUACAACAUCAGCGCUCUCGUCACCAUUGCCACGAAGACCUUCCUUCGUUACAAUCGGCUACGGGCACUCAUCGCCAGCAUCCGCCGCUUCUACCCGACGGUCACCGUGGUCAUCGCCGACGAUAGCGACAAGCCGGAGAGCGUUAGCGGCCCCCACAUCGAGCACUAUCUCAUGCCUUUUGGCAAGGGCUGGUUCGCAGGGCGGAACCUGGCCGUGUCUCAAGUAACCACCAAGUAUGUGCUGUGGGUGGACGACGACUUCGUCUUCACGGCGCGGACGCGGGUGGAGAGGCUCGUGGACGUGCUGGAGCGGACGCCGCUGGACCUGGUUGGGGGCGCGGUGCGCGAGAUCUCGGGCUUCGCCACCACCUACCGGCAGCUGCUGAGCGUGGAGCCGGGCGCGCCAGGCCGCGGGAACUGCCUCCGGCAACGGCGCGGCUUCCACCACGAGCUCGUCGGCUUCCCAGGCUGCGUGGUCACCGAUGGCGUGGUCAACUUCUUCCUGGCGCGCACGGACAAGGUGCGCGAGGUCGGCUUCGACCCGCGCCUCAGCCGCGUGGCGCACCUCGAAUUCUUCCUGGAUGGGCUUGGUUCCCUUCGAGUGGGCUCCUGCUCAGACGUCGUUGUGGAUCAUGCAUCGAAAUUGAAGCUGCCUUGGACGUCAAGGGAUUCUGGGUCAGAGACUUAUGCCCGGUACCGUUACCCAGGAUCACUGGACGAAAGUCAGGUGGCCAAACACCGCCUGCUCUUCUUCAAACAUCGGCUGCAGUGCAUGACCACAGAGUGACGGCCACUCAGGGCCUUCCAAUUGUCAGGCUGGGCCUGCCUCCUUGUCCCUGCCAGGAAAUUCUGGCAAACCCCACCACCCAGUGACCACUCCACUGACCGUCCCCAGUCUCCUUCAGAACUUGAUCCCAAAUAGGGGCUUGUCCUGGUGACACUCCUUUCUGUGAGUGCCCAGGGGUGUGAUGGAGCCAUAACUCAUCCCACAGCCAGUGCCAAGUCCUCCUCCCACCCCCUUCUAAAGGGGCAGGAAGUUGGGGGGGAGGUGCUUUCCAAGCGCCAAAGAGCCCUUGGGGACUCUAAGAACCUAAAAUGGAAACACUCUCCUCUCAUCUCCUUAGGACUGAGGGGGUGGGGAAAGCCCCAACAUGUAUUCCCAGGGCUGUGCCCCCAGCCUCCCAUCUCUGGCCCCAAGACUGUGUUGUACAUGCUCCAGCUCCACCCCUAUGGAGAGAACUGGUGACUCCGGAGCUGGGCUGGGCGCUGUGAACACACGGGUGAAAACCA
This is a messenger RNA of Equus caballus (horse), 3163 nucleotides long. Lineage: Eukaryota; Metazoa; Chordata; Mammalia; Perissodactyla; Equidae. The record is from RefSeq and is a predicted model, not a curated record.